Messenger RNA from Porites evermanni, 519 nucleotides. The record is from the annotation of a GenBank genome assembly. NCBI's taxonomy places the organism in Eukaryota, Metazoa, Cnidaria, Anthozoa, Scleractinia, Poritidae.
AUGGAAGUCAAAAGAUUUAUCUUAAAAUAUUGGCAACAGGAAAUGCAAGCAACCAUUAACAGCGAACAUAGCACAAUUCCAGCCAAGCUGUUUUGGUUCGUAAGUGAUAAAGUGUUUCCUGUUAAAACUAAAAUCUACCUAAUGCUUGGUGAGGUGGCUGUUAUUGUCACGUUUCUGUUUUUGACGAUAUCUUCAAUCAUUUUCUUCAAAAAUGAGUAUGAAAUUUCGACGCUUGUUUCCACCAUUGCCGGUUUUUUCAGUGGGGCCAUUCCCAGCGUAUUUUUUAAGGGGCUAACAAAAGGCAAGAGGUUUACUGGCUGGAGGAAGAUCAAACUGAAGAAGAAAAUUGAGGCGGUAGUGACAGAGUACGUUCAAGAAACUAGCUCUGGUUGUGUAAAAAGAGAAAGCGAAGAGGGAAGUUCGCUUCAAGUUGAUAAUUAUGUAGUUGUAUAAAAUCACAGGCAGCUAAAUGUGACAGUUAUGAAAAAAGAAAGCCAUUCAGUUGCGCAAGUCGGAUAA